Molecule: messenger RNA, 2979 nt
Organism: Gorilla gorilla gorilla (western lowland gorilla)
Lineage: Eukaryota; Metazoa; Chordata; Mammalia; Primates; Hominidae
Gene: GBP2
Product: guanylate binding protein 2
Exons: 12
Coding region: 1096-2871 (591 amino acids)
Molecular function (GO): GTPase activity; GTP binding
Source: RefSeq, a predicted model, not a curated record
GGGCCAGAUAAGAAAAUAAAAGCAGGCUGCUGGAGCCAGCAUUGGCAACCUGCUCAGGUCCCUUUCCACACUGUGGAAGCUUUGUUCUUUCGCUCUUUGCAAUAAAUCUUGCUACUGCUCACUCUUUGGGUCCACGCUGCUUUCAUGAGCUGUAACACUCACCGCGAAGAUCUGCAGUUUCACUCCUGAGCCCAGCGAGACCACGAGCCCACCGGGAGGAACAAACAACUCCAGAUGCGCUGCCUUAAGAGCUGUAACACUCACCGCAAAGGUCUGCAGCUUCACUCCUGAGCCAGCGAGACCACAAACCCACCAAAAGGAAGAAACUCCGAACACAUCUGAACGUCAGAAGGGACAGACUUCCAGACGCGCCACCUUAAGAGCUGUAACACUCACCGCAAGGGUCCGUGGCUUCAUUCUUGAAGUCAGUGAGACCAAGAACCCACCAAUUCCGGACACAAUAAUAUGGGUUUUAGAGGAAGACUUGGGUUCAAACCUUACUUGGUAGCUCUGUAGUAUUAACAAGUUGUUAAAUUUCUUGGUAACAUUGUGGUGAAAUUACUGUAGAAUGCAAGAGGGAAGGGUGCAGUAAUUCAAACCUGUAAUCCCAGCACUUUGGGAGGACAAGGUAGAACAAUCACCUGAGACCAGGAGUUGGAGACCAGCCUCACAACAUAGUAAGACUUCAUAUCACACACACACACACGCUGGUAUGAUGCCUCAUUUGUAGUCCCACCUAUUCAGAAGGCUGAGGCAAAAGGACAACUUAAGCCCAGAAGUUUGAGGUUAGAGUGAACUAUGAUUGUCAUUGCACUCCAGCUUGGACAACAGAGCAAGAACUUGUCUCUAAAAAAUAAAUACAAAAUAAGAAUACAAUGGUCUCUGACAUUGACAGAGCCUGGACGUUGGAGGAAGCCCCAGGACGUUGGAGGGGUAAAGUAAAAGUCCACAGUUACCGUGAGAGAAAAAAGAGGGAGAAAGCAGUGCAGGCAAACUCAGAAGAAAAGAGAGGAGGAAAAGGACUCGACUUUCACAUUGGAACAAUCUUCUUUCCAAUGCUAAAGGAUCUCUGAUCUGGGCAACAACACCCUGGACAUGGCUCCAGAGAUCAACUUGCCGGGCCCACUGAGCCUCAUUGAUAACACUAAAGGGCAGCUGGUGGUGAAUCCAGAAGCUCUGAAGAUCCUGUCUGCAAUUACGCAGCCUGUAGUGGUGGUGGCGAUUGUGGGCCUCUAUCGCACAGGCAAAUCCUACCUGAUGAACAAGCUGGCUGGGAAGAAAAACGGCUUCUCUCUAGGCUCCACAGUGAAGUCUCACACCAAGGGAAUCUGGAUGUGGUGUGUGCCUCAUCCCAAGAAGCCAGAACACACCCUAGUUCUGCUCGACACUGAGGGCCUGGGAGAUAUAGAGAAGGGUGACAAUGAGAAUGACUCCUGGAUCUUUGCCUUGGCCAUCCUCCUGAGCAGCACCUUCGUGUACAAUAGCAUGGGAACCAUCAACCAGCAGGCCAUGGACCAACUUCACUAUGUGACAGAGCUGACAGAUCGAAUCAAGGCAAACUCCUCACCUGGUAACAAUUCUGUAGACGACUCAGCUGACUUUGUGAGCUUUUUUCCAGCAUUUGUGUGGACUCUCAGAGAUUUCACCCUGGAACUGGAAGUAGAUGGAGAACCCAUCACUGCUGAUGACUACUUGGAGCAUUCGCUAAAGCUAAGAAAAGGUACUGAUAAAAAAAGUAAAAGCUUUAAUGAUCCUCGGUUGUGCAUCCGAAAGUUCUUCCCCAAGAGGAAGUGCUUCGUCUUCGAUUGGCCCGCUCCUAAGAAGUACCUUGCUCACCUAGAGCAGCUAAAGGAGGAAGAGCUGAACCCUGAUUUCAUAGAACAAGUUGCAGAAUUUUGUUCCUACAUCCUCAGCCAUUCCAAUGUCAAGACUCUUUCAGGUGGCAUUCCAGUCAAUGGGCCUCGUCUAGAGAGCCUGGUGCUGACCUACGUCAAUGCCAUCAGCAGUGGGGAUCUACCCUGCAUGGAGAACGCAGUCCUGGCCUUGGCCCAGAUAGAGAACUCAGCCGCAGUGGAAAAGGCUAUUGCCCACUAUGAACAGCAGAUGGGCCAGAAGGUGCAGCUGCCCACAGAAACCCUCCAGGAGCUGCUGGACCUGCACAGGGACAGUGAGAGAGAGGCCAUUGAAGUCUUCAUGAAGAACUCUUUCAAGGAUGUGGACCAAAUAUUCCAGAGGAAAUUAGGGGCCCAGUUGGAAGCAAGGCGAGAUGACUUUUGUAAGCAGAAUUCCAAAGCAUCAUCAGAUUGUUGCAUGGCUUUACUUCAGGAUAUAUUUGGCCCUUUAGAAGAAGAUGUCAAGCAGGGAACAUUUUCUAAACCAGGAGGUUACCGUCUCUUUACUCAGAAGCUGCAGGAGCUGAAGAAUAAGUACUACCAGGUGCCAAGGAAGGGGAUACAGGCCAAAGAGGUGCUGAAAAAAUAUUUGGAGUCCAAGGAGGAUGUGGCUGAUGCACUUCUACAGACUGAUCAGUCACUCUCAGAAAAGGAAAAAGCGAUUGAAGUGGAACGUAUAAAGGCUGAAUCUGCAGAAGCUGCAAAGAAAAUGUUGGAGGAAAUACAAAAGAAGAAUGAGGAGAUGAUGGAACAGAAAGAGAAGAGUUAUCAGGAACAUGUGAAACAAUUGACUGAGAAGAUGGAGAGGGACAGGGCCCAGUUAAUGGCAGAGCAAGAGAAGACCCUCGCUCUUAAACUUCAGGAACAGGAACGCCUUCUCAAGGAGGGAUUCGAGAAUGAGAGCAAGAGACUUCAAAAAGACAUAUGGGAUAUCCAGAUGAGAAGCAAAUCAUUGGACCCAAUAUGUAACAUACUCUAAAAGUCCAAGGAGCAAAAUUUGCCUGUCCAGCUCCCUCUCCCCAAGAAACAAGAUGAAUGAGCAACUUCAGAGUGUCAAACAACUGCCAUUAAACUUAACUCAAAAUCA